AUGAUCACCCUCCUCACCGCCAUCGACGGCGGCCGCGGCCCGGAGGUCAAGGCCGCACUCAAGUCCGACUGGGCAAGCUCGGUGCGCGCCAACUGGGUGCUCUGGGUGCCGGCCCAGUUUCUCAACUUCCGCUAUGUCGCGCCGCAGCACCAGCUGCUGUUCGCCAACGUGACGGCGCUCGCGUGGAACGUCUGGUUCUCGUUCCUCACGCGCCCCAAGGCGGCGGCCGCGUGA
Monoraphidium neglectum is the source of this 234-nucleotide messenger RNA. RefSeq lists its product as hypothetical. Gene Ontology annotation, cellular component: cytoplasm; membrane. The record is from RefSeq and is a predicted model, not a curated record. Lineage: Eukaryota; Viridiplantae; Chlorophyta; Chlorophyceae; Sphaeropleales; Selenastraceae. The transcript has a single exon. Bases 1 to 234 code for a protein of 77 amino acids.